This is a messenger RNA of Cooperia oncophora, 804 nucleotides long. The record is from the annotation of a GenBank genome assembly. Lineage: Eukaryota; Metazoa; Nematoda; Chromadorea; Rhabditida; Trichostrongylidae.
AUGCAAGUGGAUAGAUCUCAGCGCUCAGUAUUUGUGGGAAACAUCUCAUAUGAAGUGCCCGAGGAGACAAUACGUCAGAUUUUUUCGAAGGUGGGUUUUUCGAACAUGUAUGCGGAGAUAAGAGCUGGGAAGGUGGGACAUGUCGUCCAUAUCAAAAUGGUCCAUGACCGUGAAACUGGCAAGCCCAAGGGUUAUGGGUUCAUCGAGUUUCUUGACGUACAGACUGCUGAACUGGCCAUCAGGAAUUUAAACGGAGUUGGGAAGGUGGGACAUGUCGUCCAUAUCAAAAUGGUCCAUGACCGUGAAACUGGCAAGCCCAAGGGUUAUGGGUUCAUCGAGUUUCUUGACGUACAGACUGCUGAACUGGCCAUCAGGAAUUUAAACGGAUAUGAGGUGAACGGUCGCCAGCUCCGAGUGGACAGUGCUGCAGGAGGAGAUCGUAGUGUUGACGAGAUACAACAGCUACAAGCAGCUUUGAGCGCAGCUCAGGUGGAGGAAAGCCCUUAUGGGCCAGAGCCUGAAGAAGGACGUGCCCCCGAGGUAUGCUUUCUGCGAAAUAUGGCUCCUUCUAAUCUUGUAACACAGUUUCUCCCCAGAACUACAUGUUUUAUGCUAAUAAACGGUUGUCACUUAUUAUUCGCCAUUGGGCAAACCAUUUGGCGAAGCGAUCAUUCCGUAAAAACAUAUGUUUCGACUGCGUUAUUUGGUGUCCUCACUAGGGGCGUAAUUGCUUUUUGCGAGGUGCCGGCAGUAAUUUUGCGCCACGACGUCUUCUCUGAGCGAAUUCAGUAUCAAAUUGCAUAA